UUUCACUCCAGAAGGAACGGCACAUGGACAGAGUGGAGACAGACAGAGCAGAACUGUGAGGAUCGACUGUGGAACCAGCAGCAUCCAUGCUUGGAGGGAUGAUGGAGAGAUGAUCCACAGCGGUUCAACUGGAGCAUUACAGUCCAUGCAAGACUAUCACAGUCCUUUAGGAGUUUUUUAAAGGAAGUGGCAACUUUUCUGGAAGAAUAUCUUGGUGGAUCUGAGCAUCAUCAACAUGACAUCACUGCUGCCCCCUGUUGGUGCAGAAGUAUUCAUUCGUUUUACACCAGCGUCACUGGAGAAAAUCCAACAACGACAUGAGGCUGAGGAGAAGGAGCUCCAACGGAAGAAGGACAAGAACAUCGAGAUAGCCGAAGACGAUCUGCCUAAACCAGCCAGUGAUCUGGAGGCAGGGAAGCCUUUGCCCUUCAUAUUCGGAGACCCGCCUCCAGAGUUUCUCAACAUCCCAUUGGAGGAUCUGGAUCCAUUCUAUCAGUCACAAAAGACCUUCAUCGUGCUCAGUAAAGGGAACGUCAUCUACAGGUUUAACGCCGAGCCAGCGUGUUACCUUCUAACUCCCUUCAAUCCUUUAAGGAUCUUUUCCAUUCGAAUCCUCAUCCAUUCUUUUUUUAGUUUGUUCAUCAUGGUGACCAUUCUGACCAACUGUGUCUUCAUGACCAUGAGUGACCCUCCAGCAUGGAGCAAGACUGUGGAAUACGUAUUUACAGGCAUCUACACCUUUGAAGCAACGGUCAAAGUUUUUUCCAGAGGGUUUUGCAUUGGAGACUUCACCUUCCUCAGGGAUCCCUGGAAUUGGCUGGACUUCAUGGUCAUCAGCAUGGCGUAUCUGACAGAGUUUGUUGACUUGGGAAAUGUUUCAGCUCUGAGGACGUUUAGAGUUCUUCGAGCACUGAAAACCAUCACUGUCAUUCCAGGUUUGAAGACAAUUGUUGGAGCUCUAAUCCAAUCAGUGAAGAAGCUGGGCGAUGUGAUGGUCCUGACUGUGUUCUGCCUUAGUGUCUUCGCUCUGAUUGGUCUCCAGCUUUUCAUGGGAAACCUGAGGCAAAAAUGUGUGCUGAUGCCCUCAGAGUUUCUGAGCAACCAUUCAGCAUCUGAUGGCUUUAAUAGCAGUUUCUAUGUCAAUAACACCAGUGGAGACAACGGCACUGGCUUUGACUUUUAUGAGCACAUAAACAACCCAGAGAAUUAUUACUACAUUCCUGGUCAUAUCGACGCACUGCUGUGUGGAAACAGCUCUGAUGCUGGGGUCUGUCCGGAUGGCUACACCUGUCUCAAGGCGGGGAGAAACCCAAACUAUGGUUACACCAGUUACGACUCUUUUUCUUGGGCAUUCCUGGCUCUAUUUAGACUAAUGACCCAGGACUUCUGGGAGAACCUCUUCCAAUUGACACUUCGAGCAGCAGGAAAAACCUACAUGAUCUUCUUUGUGAUAGUCAUCUUCCUUGGCUCCUUCUACCUUAUUAACCUCAUCUUGGCAGUGGUUGCCAUGGCGUAUGCUGAGCAGAAUGAGGCCACCAUGGCUGAGGCCAAGCAGAAGGAGGAGGAGUAUGCUCAGAUUUUGGAGGCACUGAAGAAGCGAGAUGAAGAGGUGGCAUGCAAGAUGGCGCUGCUUCAGAAACAAAACCCUGACCCUCAGAGAAAUAAUUCAGUGGAAGAAUCAAAGAGCAAAGAGCAAGAAAACAUUGCAGUGGAUGGCUAUGACGAUGACCAGAGGCCCUGUCCUCCAUGCUGGUACACGUUUUCUGACAUCUUUUUGAAGUGGGACUGUUGUGGCUGCUGGCGUUGGCUGAAACGGCUGCUGUACACCAUCAUCAUGGACCCGUUUGUUGACCUCACCAUCACCAUCUGCAUCGUUCUCAACACUGUCUUUAUGGCCAUGGAGCAUUAUCCAAUGACAGAAAAGUUUGAGGAGCUGCUCAGCAUUGGAAAUCUGGUCUUCACUGGGAUCUUCACAGCUGAAAUGAUACUCAAACUUCUGGCCAUGGAUCCAUACUACUAUUUUCAGGUGGGUUGGAACAUAUUUGAUAGCAUUAUUGUCACCAUGAGUCUCGUGGAGCUGGGACUGGCCAAUGUUCAGGGUUUGUCGGUGCUGCGCUCCUUUCGACUGAUGCGUGUCUUUAAGCUGGCCAAAUCCUGGCCAACCCUCAACAUGUUGAUCAAAAUCAUUGGGAACUCCGUCGGAGCUCUGGGGAACCUGACUUUGGUUCUUGCCAUCAUCGUCUUCAUCUUUGCUGUUGUUGGCAUGCAGCUGUUUGGAAAAAACUACAAAGACUGUGUCUGCCGCAUUUCAGAGGACUGUGAACUUCCACGUUGGCACAUGAAUGACUUCUUUCACGCUUUCCUCAUCAUCUUCAGGAUUCUAUGUGGCGAGUGGAUUGAGACCAUGUGGGACUGCAUGGAGGUCUCGGGUCAGACCAUGUGUCUCAUUGUCUUUAUGAUGGUUUUAGUUAUAGGAAAUCUUGUGGUGUUGAAUUUGUUUCUCGCCUUGUUGCUGAGCUCGUUCAGCGGAGACAACCUUUCAGCCUCUGAUGAAGAAGGAGAAAACAAUCUGCAAAUAGCCAUCAAUCGAAUCAACAGAGCUGUGGCUUGGACCAAAGCCUGGAUUCUGAAGCACAUCCACUCAGUAGUGCAAAAGGAAAUAAACUUAGAAGAAAAGAAUUGUCAGGAUGCAGGGGAUGUAGACAACAGCAAUAAAGAGGUUUUAGCUCUGACCUUUGUGUCUUCAGCACUGUCAGCACCUCAGGUCAAAGACGCCAUAGGUAACCAUAGCAACAUCACCAGCAACUACCAUAACAUCACUUCUUUAAAGGUUCCAAUCGCAGAGUCAGAGUCUGACCUGGAACUGCCUGUAAGCGAAGAUGAGGAGGAAGAAGAGGAGGAGGAAGAACGACUUUCUCAAUGUGAGGAGUCAUCUGGGUGCAGUACCAUAGAAGAACCGGUGGUCAUUGAAGCAGAGACAUAUGAGGAGUCAGACGUUCCUGAAGACUGCUAUACUGACAAGUGUUACAAUCGAUGUCCAUGCCUGCAUAUAGAUACGUCCCAUGGCAGAGGGAAGGCCUGGUAUAUUUUUAGGAAGACCUGCUUCUCCAUUGUUGAGCACAACUACUUUGAAACUUUCAUCAUUUUUAUGAUCCUCAUGAGCAGUGGAGCUCUGGCAUUUGAAGACAUUUACAUGGAGCAGCGCCGAGUCAUCAAAACAGUUCUGGAGUACGCAGACCAGGUGUUCACCUAUGUGUUUGUGGUGGAGAUGCUUCUCAAGUGGGUUGCCUACGGAUUCAAGACAUACUUCACCAAUGCUUGGUGCUGGCUAGACUUCCUCAUUGUUGAUGUGUCCCUGGUAUCAUUAACAGCAAACAUCCUGGGAUACUCUGAGUUAGGAGCCAUCAAAUCUCUGAGAACUCUGAGAGCUUUGAGACCCCUGAGGGCCCUGUCUCGUUUUGAAGGCAUGAAAGUGGUGGUGAAUGCCCUGGUUGGAGCCAUACCAUCCAUCUUCAACGUUUUGCUGGUGUGUCUGAUCUUCUGGCUCAUCUUCAGCAUCAUGGGUGUGAACCUCUUUGCAGGAAAGUUCUACUACUGCUUCAACGAAACCUCUCAGGAGAUGUUUCAGGCUGAAGCUAUCAACAACAAGACUGAGUGUUUGGCUCUGAUAGAUGAAAACUUGACCGAGGUCCGAUGGAAGAACACAAAAAUCAACUUCGAUAAUGUGGGAAUGGGCUACCUUUCGCUGCUGCAAGUGGCCACAUUUAAAGGCUGGAUGGACAUUAUGUAUGCAGCAGUGGAUUCCAGAGAGGUGGAGUCUCAGCCAAUGUAUGAGGAAAACCUGUAUAUGUAUGUGUACUUUGUGUGCUUCAUCAUCUUUGGCUCGUUCUUCACACUCAACCUCUUUAUCGGAGUCAUCAUUGACAACUUCAACCAACAAAAAGCAAAGCUCGGAGGAACUGAUCUCUUCAUGACAGAAGAACAGAAGAAAUACUACAAUGCAAUGAAAAAAAUGGGUUCCAAAAAGCCUCAGAAACCAGUUCCCCGUCCUGAGAAUCGUUUUCAGGGUUUAGUCUUCGACUUGGUGACAAAACAGUUCUUUGACAUUUUCAUCAUGGUGCUGAUCUGCCUCAACAUGGUGACCAUGAUGGUGGAAACAGACGAGCAGUCCCUUGAGAAGGAAACCAUUCUUUACUGGGUCAACCUGGUCUUCAUUGUCAUCUUCACAACAGAGUGCAGUCUGAAAAUCAUCGCCCUUCGACAUCACUACUUUGCCGUUGGCUGGAACAUUUUUGACUUUGUUGUGGUCAUCCUGUCCAUUGUGGGUCUUCUUCUGGCUGACAUCAUAGAAAAGUACUUUGUCUCUCCCACACUUUUCCGUGUGAUCCGAUUGGCUCGCAUCGGCAGGAUCUUACGUCUCAUUCGUGGAGCCAAGGGUAUUCGGACACUUCUCUUUGCCCUAAUGAUGUCAUUACCUGCCCUCUUCAACAUUGGGCUUCUCCUCUUCCUCAUCAUGUUCAUCUUUUCCAUCUUUGGCAUGUCUAACUUUGCAUAUGUGAAGAAAGAAGGCAUGAUAGAUGACAUGUUUAACUUUGAAAGUUUUGGGAACAGCAUGAUUUGCCUCUUCAUGAUAACCACGUCAGCGGGAUGGGAUGGUCUGCUGAGUCCUAUUAUGAACACACCACCAGACUGCGACCCCAAUAUUGAAAACCCUGGCUCACCAGUGAGGGGCAACUGUGGCAGCCCAGCAGUAGGCAUUGUGUUCUUCACCUCCUACAUCAUCAUGUCCUUCCUGGUGGUUGUGAAUAUGUACAUUGCCAUCAUCUUAGAGAACUUUAAUGUAGCCACUGAAGAGAGCAGUGAGCCAUUGAGUGAGGAUGAUUUUGAGAUGUUUUAUGAAACCUGGGAGAAGUUUGACCCUGAUGCCUCACAGUUCAUACAUUACAAUGAGCUGUCAGUGUUCUGUGACGUUCUGCAAGAUCCUCUGAGGAUUCCUAAACCUAAUCAUAUCAAGCUGGUUACCAUGGACUUGCCUCUGGUUCCAGGGGAUAAAAUUCACUGUUUAGAUAUAUUGGUGGCUUUAAUUAAAGAGGUCUUGGGUGACUCUGGAGCGAUGGAGACUCUAAAAGCCACCUUAGAGGAGAAGUUCAUGGCCAACAAUCCCUCAAAGGUGUCCUAUGAGCCAAUCAGCAGCACUUUACGAAGAAAACAAGAGGAAGUGGCAGCAGUAACAAUCCAAAGAGCUUACAGGAGACAUCUCCAACAGCGAGCCGUCAAACCGGCAUCCUGGAAGUUCAAAGAGAAAACUGAAGAAAGCCACAAUGAGCCGUCACCGCGGAAGGAAGAAGGACUUCUUUCCAAAGGAAUCAGUCAGCAGCUCGGAGUCACUGAGAUGGUUUCUGGCAAAUUAGAUCAAGAUGAAAAUAUGGAGGUGAAACUUCAAAGUGAGUUUCUCCUCCAUGCGGCUCCGCCUUAUGAGCUCCUUAAAGAGAGUCUGAAGGAAUCGGCCGUUUAAGGCUGGUUCACCCCACCCUAGUUUCAGAGGGACAUGGACCUCUUUAAAAGAUGUGAACCAGAAGACCGUAAAAAUGAUGCAUCAGUGGAUCCAAAAGCCAAACCGUUUACUUUCUAAUCAAUCGUUAGAAAACUUUCAGCAUUUAACCUUCAGUCAUAGUUGUUUUAAAGGAACCUGCUUGAUGUGCUCUACUUAGAUUUAGGAGGCAAUUCCUUAACAGAGAUUGAAUGUUUUUUUUGGAAUAAUAUCUCCAUCUCCCAGCACACCUGCAACGCUUUCCUGUUCUCUGCUCCCCCUCUUUUGACUUUUCCUCUCUUUUCUUUUGCCCUUCAUCCCUUUGUUGCUCUUCCUCUGUUGUCCUAGCAUUUCCUUGUCCUUUACUGCUAUUCGUUCCUGUCUUCAUCAUUGCUCCUAGCACUUCCUUUCUUGUUGCUGUUCCUCAUCUCAUUUCUUUUCAUCUACUGUUUUUCUUCUGGUCAGAAGAUUUUUUUUUUAUCUUCGAUAUUUGCAUUAUUUUCUUUAACUGUGUCACUUUUCACGAUUUAAUUUUUGUUUGAAAAUAAUGAGUUCUUGUUUGAUUUUAAAGUUCUGCUUUCCUAGUAUAUAUUUUUGUUCUACUUCAUGCCAGUCCUUUAAAGCUGCAUGUUGGAGAUUUUGUUUAAUUCAUUAAAUAAGUUGCAGAUUGUCUGAGUUGUUUCUGAUGAUGUGAUCUAAAGUUUCCAGUGAAGAAAGUCCAGUGGUCUAUUGUUGCAACUCUGACUCUUUCAUGAAUAACGAAAGCUUUAGGACCAGUGUCUAAACAUGCUCCCUUCAUAGGUCACAGUGGAGCCACCCCCCCAAUCUGCGUCAUAGCCUCAUUCAUUUUUUCUGUCUAACAUCUCAGUUUCAUGUUGUGUUGACUAAAUUCAAACCUGUCCUCUGUAAUGAUGAGCAGCUGAACAUCUGCGAAUAAAUUCAUGUUUGUGAGAACAAAA
This is a messenger RNA of Oryzias melastigma (Indian medaka), 6489 nucleotides long. It is a transcript of the gene scn4ab, whose product is annotated as sodium channel, voltage-gated, type IV, alpha, b. Gene Ontology annotation, cellular component: axon; voltage-gated sodium channel complex; plasma membrane. The transcript is spliced from 32 exons. The record is from RefSeq and is a predicted model, not a curated record. Bases 236 to 5515 code for a protein of 1759 amino acids. Gene Ontology annotation, molecular function: calcium ion binding; voltage-gated sodium channel activity; protein binding. Gene Ontology annotation, biological process: membrane depolarization during action potential; sodium ion transmembrane transport; neuronal action potential. Lineage: Eukaryota; Metazoa; Chordata; Actinopteri; Beloniformes; Adrianichthyidae.